GUGUUACUAAUUUAUUUUAUACCAUUAUCGAUGGUGAUAAUUAUCUUGCGUUGGUAGUAUUGGAUAAAGCUGGUGUAUUGUAUUACGCGUCGUUAGGUAGUUCUAAAGUUAGUUUAAUCCCACUUAUGAUGAAAGAUUUCAAACUGAUUAAAGGUUAUCGAUUAAAUUCAUUAUCAGCUGCUUCAGAUCUGAUCUUGAAUAAGGAAAGUAAAAGUUUGAUUGAUAAUACCAUCCAUGAAUUCGCGUUAUUAAUGACUUCUGAUAAAUUGCAACCUAAUAAAAUCAAAUAUGCUUUCAUAUUUGGAACCUCACUUCAAAGGAAAGUGUGGAAUCAUUUGAUUAAUAUCCCAUUAGGUUCAGUUAGUGAUUAUUCUACAGUGGCAAAAGAGUUGAAUAUGCCUAUUCUGUCUUCUAGAGCUAUUGGAAAUUGUGUUGGUUCAAAUAGAAUAGCUAUAAUAGUUCCGUGUCAUCGAGUUUUAAGUAAACUGAAAACUUUAAAUGGUUAUCGAUAUGGGCUUAAGAUUAAGAAAGAUCUUUUACAAGCAGAGUUAGGUAGUAAUUAUGGUAAAUAUGUCAAGGGUUAAUUAAGUAGGUACGGUUAUUUUUUUAGUUGUUUAUAUGUGUGA
Messenger RNA from Scheffersomyces coipomensis, 626 nucleotides. RefSeq names its product methylated-DNA--protein-cysteine methyltransferase. The coding region runs from base 126 to 584 and encodes 152 amino acids. The record is from RefSeq and is a predicted model, not a curated record. Gene Ontology annotation, biological process: DNA repair. The transcript has a single exon. Gene Ontology annotation, molecular function: methylated-DNA-[protein]-cysteine S-methyltransferase activity. NCBI's taxonomy places the organism in Eukaryota, Fungi, Ascomycota, Pichiomycetes, Serinales, Debaryomycetaceae.